Messenger RNA from Plasmodium vivax (malaria parasite P. vivax), 6621 nucleotides. RefSeq lists its product as hypothetical. NCBI's taxonomy places the organism in Eukaryota, Apicomplexa, Aconoidasida, Haemosporida, Plasmodiidae. Gene Ontology annotation, molecular function: kinase activity. The record is from RefSeq and is a predicted model, not a curated record. The transcript has a single exon. Gene Ontology annotation, biological process: inositol phosphate biosynthetic process. Bases 1 to 6621 code for a protein of 2206 amino acids.
AUGAAAAACGGGAUCAUAAGUAAUCAAAGUAAAAAUGAAAACAAGCAGACACCAUUAAAGCAAGACACUAUAGCACAUUUGAAACUUCCGGACAAGGGGGCCUACUUUAAUAACUUCAUCAUAGAAAAAUUCGAUAACAUAAAUGACAUUAGUUUAUAUUUGAGGGAGUCCAAUAACGUGGCUGACGGUGCACAGCAGGUGGGGGGGGACGAUGUGUUUGUGGUCGACCUCAUCGGAGCCGUCGAGGGGGGCGCGCUUAAAAAUGGCGAUUUGAGAAGUUCCCAUGGGAGAAGUAGCAGUGCCCGGAGCAGCAGAAAUGGGGGCACCCCCCCCUUGAGGAGUGCCAGAAAUAAGAGCGGUAGCCACGAUAGCAGUAAUCACGUUAGCAGUAAUCACGUCAGUAGCAACCACGUCAGUAGCAACCACAUCACGAGCAACCACAUUAGCAGCAAUCGCGCGGGGGGCUACCGCUCCAGCAAUAAUCGCUCCCUCAGUGACCGCUCCCCGAGUAGCCAGUCUAUGAGUAACCUCUUCCCAGGGGAUCGCCCCUCGGGUGACCAUCCCCCCAGUGAGCUCCCCCUCGAGGUCCUCACAAGCAGUAACCAAAACGGCAGCCUGAGCAGCAGCUAUAAGAGGAGGAAGUCCGAAGGAGAGGGUGGAAGCCCGCGCAAGCCAAACCGCGAGGCGAAAAAAUUUUUGACCAACAAACACCACGAAGUGGGGAUAAAAGCGGAGAGGAAGAGGAGAAGCAAAAGUGAUAUCAAUCAAGGGGAUAGGAAAAAAAAAAAAAAGUCGAAUGAAAAAAGGGAAUUUAGAAACGCCAAGCAAGGGCUAGGCAUAAGGAAUAAUAUGAUCAAUAAGAAUUCCUCAAAACGGAGGAGUAAACUGCAAAAGGGUUAUUCAGUUAGGAAGAAAAGGCACCUUAGGAGGGGGCAGUUAUCAUCCACGAGCAGCAGCAACGAUGGGGAAUUCAGCGCAAACAAGUAUAUCCUGGACAAAAUAUUUCUGUCCCUGAAAAAGAAGGGCAGUUCGAUGGAGCAACUGAACAACAGUUUUUAUAUUGAGUAUGACGAGAGUGCCGAUUUAGACGUCGGGGGGGAGGCGGACACGGAUUUGGAGCUAGCCGAGGGGGGGGCACUGGGUGGCUUCUCCGCCGCCGCAUCGGCUGGCGUAUCUGCUGCUGCAUCUGCUGGGAUAUCUGCUGGUUUAUCCGCUGGCUUCUCUACCAACGUUAAGUUCUCCGCUCCGGGCCGUGCUGCGCGAGGGACCGUGCGAGGAGCCCCCCAUGGAGGCCCCAGUCCCUACGCAGACAACGCUCUGGAGGAGCACUACCCGCCCGAGCCUCCCAAAAAUUCGCUUCUCAAAAAAAACAAUUACCACACACACCGCAACACAAACAAGGCGCACAGAACGAGGAAUGCUAACCAUUUGUAUAAACACCUAGACAGUAAAUAUAAGGAGCACCACCCGGGUGAUCUAAAAAAUGGGAAAAUCUUCCCCUCCCCCAAGAGCGGCAGUAACAAUGUAGAAUAUGACUGCAUAGGUUUCGUAUGUGAUGAAGAGUACAUGUGUAAGAACCUCCACUUUGAUGAAAAUCACGUCGAAAGCCCUGACAGAAUAAAAUGCAUUAUAAAAGCGUUGAAAGAAAAAAACGUAAUAAAUAAAAUGGUUCAAAUAAAAUGUAGGGAGGCUUUAUAUGAAGAAAUUAAAGAGUGCCAUACGAGUAGUCAUAUUAAUAAUAUCUUUUACUCCCUAAAGAGGAAAUUAAAAUAUAAGAAGAAGGAUGUUAUAUAUCCCUUUGAUAAGCACGACACUUACUAUACGUCCUACACGGGGACUGUUUCGAAGAGGGCCGUUGGGGGACUGCUAAAUCUAUGUGAUGCCAUUUUGUCCAAUAAGAAUGAAAAGUUUAAGUACAUCGAUUUUAAGAAAUCCUUUCGGUACAAUUAUAACUUUUUCAAGAACAUUCCGCCCAACAGUGUUAGAAGCUUUCUGGGGAACAGAAUUAACCACAACACUCAUUUGAAGCGCUCCAAGUCGGAGAGCAACCUGUACGUGAUGAGUCGAUUCGAGUCGCCCGACAUCGGUAGUGGCGCAGUUGGCGCAGUUGGCGGUGGUAGCAGCGGGGUAGGCGUCCUCAGCAGCCUUAGCAGCUUUAGCGGUAGUUCGAAAAAUAAGCAACCCUCCAAUAACACUGCCAAACGGGGUACUCACAAACCCGUCAGUACGUCCAACUACUGCUACAGCGGAAACCAGGCACCUAGUGAGCCCCACCCCAGUGAGGCACCCCCUGGGGAGGACCACUCGAGUGAGGUCCUUUCCACCCUCGCAGAACGUAACAAAGAGGAGAUUGCCCCCCACACUGGUGAGGCCAGCUCCCCCCAGGAAGGUGCCAACUUGACUGAAAAAGCCACCCCACCGGAGAAAUCAGAGGCAGGCACCGAAUUAGCGAACGUGAUUGAAGCGAGGCCCCCCACGAGUAGCUCCACGAAUAACCCCGCGAGUAAUCCUACGAAUGCCCCCACGAGUAACCCCCCCAAUAGGGAAGAAGUGCCCAUUUUCAACAAACCGUUUAGGAGCUACUCAACCUCCAUGUGCAGCGUCAAGGAGUGCAGCACCAGUAGCAACUCCUUCACUGACAUCAACUGCGGAUUUGCGGCCAUCAGACCGCCCGGUCACCACUGCAGUAGGAACAGCCCCUCCGGCUUCUGCAUAUUCAACAAUAUUAGUGUGGCUUGCAAAUACAUUUUUAAAAAAUAUGGUAUAAGGAAAAUCUUCAUUUUCGAUUGGGAUGUGCACCAUGAUAACGGGACGCAAGAAAUAUUCUACAGCGAUAAGGACGUCCUAUGUUUUUCCAUUCACAGAUUUGAUAAGAAGAAGGAUGAUGGGAAGAAGAAGAAAGGGGAGGGAGCUGCCAACAAAGGCGCUAGCACCGCUACCGGGGGGGGAGCCACAAACGGCGAAAAGGGGAAGAAGAAAGACGGUUCUGAUGAUAGCGGGAAGAAUAGCAAAGGAAGGAAGGGAGAAAACAACAAAGGUUCGAGUAAAACGUUUAAGGCAUACACGAAGGGAGCGUCCAUAUUGGGUCCCGCCUUGAGCACCACAGAGGGUGCCCUAUCAACCACGGUCGACACGAAAAAGACAGCUGCCAUUUCGAGUGACUCUUCCAACAGAACUGCAAGUAAUGCCACACAUAGUGAUGAUACGAAAAAGAAGAAAAAAAAAAAGAGGAAAAAAAAAAGAACCAAAGAAAAAAAGAAACUCAAGUCGUAUGAAGAAAAUUUAUUUUAUCCUCGCACAGGAGCGAAAAGCGAAUUGGGAAGUAAAAGCGGUUACAAAUUUAACAUCAAUGUGCCCCUCGAAAAAGGGUACAAUAAUUGUGACGUUUACUACGUAUUUAAGUAUCUACUCCUUCCUGUACUGGAAAAUUUUCAACCGGAAUUUAUUUUCAUAUCAUGUGGGUUUGAUGCUUCUAUUAAUGACCCCCUGGGGGAGUGUAAUCUCACACACAAUUUUUACCAGUGGAUGACUUUGCAGUUAAAAAAUUUCGCCAACAUUUUCUGCAAAGGGAGAAUUAUCCUCGUGUUAGAAGGGGGGUACAAUUUGAAUUACCUUCCCAAGUGUACCCUAGCGUGUAUCAAGGCGUUAAUCAAAAAGAACAAAAAUAGAAAGAAGGAGUACCCCCUCAUGCAAGAUUGGCAGUGCACUGGGAAGCUACCCACUGAGGGGGGAAUGCCCACAAAGGAGGGCGGAUUAUCGAUGGGUACCUCCCCUAAUGGAGUUCCCUCAAUGAAGGAAGCCCUCCCGAAGGGGAAUCACAUCAGUGAACCGAACGGGUUACUAAACAAAGAGGAGUUAACCCCCUCGAAUGAUUCCGCUUUUAGGAAGAUGCAAAAUUGGAGACAAGUUAAGCAUGGAAGUCUCAUCAAUAGUAAUCACAAAGAUAAUGAUCAUGUUAAUUUUUACAAAUUCAAAUGCUAUUCAGAUUAUUACAAAACGUCAAACAAGCAUUUGAAACACUUGGCUGGGAAGACAUACACUAGUAACAUGACGUCCAAGAAGAAGGAGCUCAUCACGACGGGAAAGCUACACUACUCCACAUACAAAGUGAUAAAAUACUUUCUGUGCAUCCUCAAAGGGGAUCCUUUCCACCUGAAUAUUAAACUACCACCAUAUAAUUCUUUUUUAAAAAAAAAAGGAUUAGAAAAUAAAAAAUUAAGUCUUGAAAGGAAAAUUAGUAUAUUCAAGAAGGUGGACACUCGAGCUGAUCAUCUUCGCCGUGAUGGAGGUAGUUAUUACCCCCAUUAUGGAGAGGGUCCUUAUCAGAAUGAUCUCCAUAGAGGUGGUAAUGCUGGCAGCCCUGGUGACGCCCCCUAUGAUGAAGACGACGGUGGAAUUAUGAAUUGCCAUGUGAAGGAGAAAAUAGAGCAAUUAAACAGGUACAACCAGACGUACAAGAAGCAGUACUCUCUGUCGUCCACCACCAUUUCGAACCUGUCGCACAGCGAUUUGUACAUUUCGAACGACGAACUUGACUACAACAGCUCCAGCUCAGACAGCAGCAGGAGCAGCAAAAGGAAGGUUAUCCUGCUGAAUAAGCUGAAACUGAAGAUAAGUAAACACGGCAAUGUGAGCAGUGCCCCCGCCGCGUCGCGUCCCAUGCCCAAGAUGGAAAAGAGGAGGAAGCGCCAGAAGCAGAAGCGGAAGCAAAAGCAGAAGCAGAAGCAGAAACAUAAGCAACUGCAACAGCAGAGGAAGACGUUUUCCAUUUUUAGCGGCAACAACCAGGAGUUCAAGGGAAUAGAAAUAUGGGACCUCACCAAAAUCCCCGAGGAGGAUGACAUAAUACAUGUCAGCGAUCACAAUAGCAGUGAAGGGGCUGGCCGGGCAGCUACCACCUGUGGAAAGGGAGGGGGAACAACCCCCAAUUUGAGUCUCACCCAGUGCCCUCCCCUCCAGAGUGACCACCAAGAUGCCCACCUUGGCUUCGACCUAACGAACUUGAAGUACUGCCAAGACCAGCUGCAGAACUCCUUCACCAUGUACACCCAGCGGAAGAAAGGAUUCAUAUUCUUCUACGGCAGUGGACACAGAAACCAGUGGAUACUACCUGCACAUAAGAAAAUUACACGCAUAAUUAAGCUUUGCUCCGAUUUAGAAGCCUACUUCUACGCUUGGUUGUAUCUAUGCUGUGGGAAAGAAAUGUGCAUUUCGGGCACGAUGGACGAUUAUGCCUCCAUCCUCGAAGAUGAAGUGACCGUGGAGGGGGUCUCCCUGAGCGUUGACCUAUCCGAAGAGCAGAAAAGGCAAGCCAAGGAGUUCUUGAAGUUUACCGUCCCGUGCUACUAUUCCUUUUUAAAGAGAAAGCAGUUGCUCCAGCUGGGUUACCAGGAAGGGGCUCCCCAAGGGGUUGAAGUGGUGCACAUGAAGGAACGUCUCAAAGAUAGCAGCCCCAAGGAUGAAACGGAAGGCAACCACAAUUGGAAGGAGCAAACCAUCGAUGAUGGAUUACACGAAAAAGAGAAAGGCAAAAGCAACCAUGAUGAUAGCUCGAAGGAAAACUCGAAAAAGAGCGAAGUGACGCUAAAUUUUGGUGAACACUGUACAAGCCAAAAUGUCGAUCGUAAAAGCGAAGGUAGUAACUUCCUAUAUGAGCAGAAUGAAGAAGAAAAAAAAAAUGCGAUGGAGCAGAAACGAAGUGACAGUGUGAACGACAAUCCAAGCAACACAAAACAGACUGAUGAAUCACUUUUAAAAAAUGAAAAAAAUAAAACUGCCAUUUGUUUAGCCAAUGUGUUAAGUACAAUGAGACACCCCUGCGUAAUGGAUGUAAAAAUGGGGGUCCGCUUAUAUGGUGAUGACUGUGAUGCGGAUUCUAUACAGAAAAAAAUUCAAAAGGCAAAGAGCAGAUCCUGCCUGUCCCACGGAUUCCACCUAACAAGCGUUAUAGGUUGGGACAAAAAAAAAGAAGAACCCUUUUUCAUAUCAAAGGAGGAUGCCCAUUCGAUAAAAAACGAUGAUGCUUUUGUGGAUGCCUUUAUGUCCUUCUUCUUAGCAUGUGACAAUGUACAUCUGUCUAAGCUGUUGUUGAAGAAGCUGCUCCUCAUUCUAGAACAUAUGAAGGCUUUCUUUGAAUCGCAGCAGCUAUUUGCCUUCUACGGGACUAGCUUGUUAUUCGUUUUUGACUCGGACCCCUCCAAGGAUAAGGGCGAUGACGGGGGGAGUGCCGACGUGGCAGCAAAUCCAACUGGCGACGUGACAGCAAACCCAACUGACGACGUGACAAAACUAACUGCUCUGAACAGCGCCAGCCUCGCAGUCGACCCAGAUGAAGAAAGAAGCAACGAACGGGAAAAGGAAGACCACGAAGAUAUUUUCAACUUUAGGGAAAAAAUGCAGAGCAUUUUUGAAGAAUCUCUAACGCCGGAAGAAAGGGACACAUACAUGCAGACAAAACUGAACUGCAAAAUUUUAAAAAGCGCCAACGUAUACAUAAUCGAUUUUGCACAUGCUAGUUUGAAUAGAAAUCAAAUAGACGAGGGGUUCCUGCUUGGAAUAACAUCUCUUCAUCGUAUUAUGAAAAAAACGAUUGAAAAGAUCCAGACCCUUUAUCUUCCCUAG